Tetranychus urticae (two-spotted spider mite) is the source of this 847-nucleotide messenger RNA. Its product is annotated as golgin subfamily A member 7. Gene Ontology annotation, biological process: protein targeting to membrane; peptidyl-L-cysteine S-palmitoylation. Gene Ontology annotation, cellular component: palmitoyltransferase complex. Lineage: Eukaryota; Metazoa; Arthropoda; Arachnida; Trombidiformes; Tetranychidae. The record is from RefSeq and is a predicted model, not a curated record.
AUAUAGGUGAGUGAAAUGUGUCGACACUAAAAUUAGGUCUCGUUAAACUCUUCAGAUUUUCUUGUUCGUACAAUUACCUGGAUCUUCAUUAUUUGUAAUCAAUUAAAUAAUUUACAAAUGAUACUGUUGAAUCAUCAUAACCAAACCUAUUAGUGUGAUUAGUUCAAUUAGAAGAUUGUGUAAAAGCAAUGGAACCUUCAUGUCAUUCCAAUGGCCCAACCAGUUGUCAACAACAGCAAAAUCAAGCUAAAAAAAUAUUCAUCCAAAGAGAUUACUCAGCUGGGACUAUGAUUAAAUUUCAGACCAAAUUUCCUGCUGAAUUAGAAGGUCUUAUUGAGAGACAACAUUUUGACCAUCUAGUUAAUACCUUAAAUAAGAUGUACCACCAAGCAGAAACCUCUUGGUAUUCCUAUUUUGAAAGCUGCCUUGCCUGUCUAUCAGCCUAUCUACUUUAUAUUUGUAUUGAGACUCAUUUUUCACGUAACAUGAGAAAAAUAUCUGCUUUCAUUGAUAAUCAAAAUGACACUUUUUGGGAACCUAGAGGACUUCACGUUGUUGAUCCAAUUGAAAGAGGUUUAAGAGUCAUCGAAAUAGUCAUCAGAAGUCCAACAGAAAAUCCUACUAACAAUCGUCAAGGGAAAAAAUCAUCAAACAUUGAAAUAACCAGUGGACUUUAAGGAUCAUUAUUGGUCCAUGUAUCUCAUCAUCAAACUCAAUUUCAUCUAUAAUUUUUCUCUAUUUUUCUUUCCUCUCUUUAUUCAUCAUUGCUCUCUUUUACUCUCUUAUUUCUUUUAAAUGUAUGUUGAAUGUGAAUAAAUAAAUUCUGACUCAAAUUGUUGCUUGCAAA